AUUAAUAAUUAUUAUUCUUCCACUAAAAAAGUAAAAAUUAAUAGUGUUUSAAUUUAAUCACCAUCCAAGAUUCCAAUUUUGUAGUCGUUUUUGUACUUUAGUAUAUGUAAAUAAGCAAUAAAUUUCCAUUUCUAGUCCAAUUCAAUUUAUUUAACAUAUUACAAAAUAUUUAAUUUUCUCUUUCGCUUACAUCAUUUAUCUAAAAUGACAGAAAACAAAGAAUCUAAAGAAACAAAAUUUAAAGAAUUGGUAUCCUACAGUGAACCGGCUCUUCGCAAUAACUCUUCAGUCGUUGAAUACUGUCGUACUUCAAUGUCUGCUUUAUCUGGGUGUACUGCUGGCAUUCUCGGAUUGACUGGAUUAUCUGGAUUCAUAUUCUACAUAUUUUCUGUUUUAGCGUUAUGGGGUUUGUUGUUGUUCAAAGCAGGAAAUUUGUGGCAAAAAUAUUUCCUCAACAGACACAGUCUAUUAACAGGAGGUUUUUUCAGUGGACUUUUUACAUAUGUAUUAUUUUGGACAUUUUUGUAUGGUAUGGUACAUGUCUAUUAAUUUUAUGUUAACGUUUUUUUUUUGUUUUUUUUUUAAGUGUGAAAUAAAUUGUAAA
Messenger RNA from Diuraphis noxia (Russian wheat aphid), 604 nucleotides. It is a transcript of the gene EMC6, whose product is annotated as ER membrane protein complex subunit 6. Gene Ontology annotation, biological process: autophagosome assembly; protein folding in endoplasmic reticulum. Gene Ontology annotation, cellular component: EMC complex; endoplasmic reticulum; membrane. NCBI's taxonomy places the organism in Eukaryota, Metazoa, Arthropoda, Insecta, Hemiptera, Aphididae. The record is from RefSeq and is a predicted model, not a curated record.